GAAUAGUACUUUGGUAACGCACGGUGGCAAGAGUGCCUCCAUGAUGGAGUUUUGAUUUCGUUCGUCGGUAUAGUUUGAGUGGGUGAGUGUUUUUAUUUGUGUUUCAGUUCCUUUGACUCGGACAGGUUACUUCCUCGGUUGUCACAGCACGACCAUUAGCUUCUUUCAUUAUGGGUGACUCCGACGACGAAUAUGAUAGGAAGAGAAGAGACAAAUUCAGAGGGGAGAGAACCGAGUCUUACUCCAGAGAAGGUCGGCGAGAUGAUAGAAGAAGAGACGAUUGGGUGGAUAGAGAGUGGUCUAGCAGACCUAGACAGCGUCCGGACUACAGAGAGUACCGUGGAGGCGGCGGUGGAGGACGAGACAGAUAUAGUCCUGGCAGGUCGCAAGAGAUGGCCCCUCCGAUGAAAAGAAUGAGAGCGGAUUGGGACGACCGUCCGAGAUACGGGCAUGAUUAUUACACCGGUGGUGGAGGUGGCGGCGUGACUUCCUGGGGCCCUGAUCAUUAUCCACCUCCCCACCAUGGUAAUCAUCACUACGGAAACCAUGGUAACAGUAACAGUCGAGAAGUAGCUGGCAACUUCAGCAACAGUAACGUCGAGACUCAGCCACCGAUGAUGUCUUUCAAAGCGUUCCUUGGCACUCAGGAGGACUCGAUCACGGACGAGGAAGCUAUUAAGCGAUAUAACGAGUAUAAAUUGGAAUUCAGGAGGCAACAGUUGAAUGAAUUCUUCGUUGCACACAAGGACGAGGAAUGGUUCAAAAUCAAGUAUCAUCCGGAAGAGUCGGUGAAAAGAAAAGAAGAACAGGUGGCAGCUCUUAAGAAACGUGUCGAAGUGUUCCUGGAAAUGCUCCAAGUUGGAGAGAUAGAUAAAGUAUCGGUGGAUGCUGAUCAAGCCGAUGUUUUGCUGCAUCUGUUGGAUGCAGUGGUUAUUAAACUAGAAGGCGGUACGGAGGAAGAUUUGCAAGUCUUGGACGUAAAACCGGCAAACAUGAUUGCAAUUAAAGACACAGUCAAAGACAAGGAGGAUGGAAAAAACAAAGCUGGCGUCGAGAAAAAGGUUGAUAACAGCGACGCGACCAAGGUUGAUGAAGUUUCACGAACGGAAAAGAAUUUGAAGAAUGGACAGACCACUGAUGCCGAGAUGAAAAGUGCAGAGAAGGAUGAAACCUCGAUGGAAGAAAUUGAAAAGACGGAGGAGAAUAUAGAAGAAACAAAAAAGGAGGAUAAUGCGGAUAGCACGGGUAAACCAGAGGAAGUUAAUACUAAGAAGAGGAAACGAACCGAUAGUAACAGUAGCAGCAGCAGCAGCAGUAGCAGUAGCAGUUCCUCUGGCAGCGACAGUAAUAAACCGGAUACGUCGAAAGCAGAACCUCAUACAACUGGAAAAGUGGAUGUCAGCAACGAAAAUACUGAUGCGCAAGAUAGUAAAGAAAACGAUCGAGGGACUAAGGGAGACAGUGAGCCGCCGCCAGAGGCAAAAAAAUCUGCCAUGGAACCAGAAGCAGUGAUCGAUCUAGCUAGCGAAGAUAAGGAAAAAGAACCCAGAGCUUUGCACAAAACCAGCAGUAUCUUCCUUCGUAAUUUGGCACCUACGAUAACAAAGGCAGAGGUCGAAGCGAUGUGCAAACGCUUUCCUGGAUUUUUACGAGUCGCCAUAGCGGAUCCUCAACCGGAAAGAAGAUGGUUUAGAAGAGGAUGGGUGUCUUUUGAAAGACAAGUGAACAUAAAAGAGAUAUGUUGGAGUUUAAACAAUAUUCGGUUGCGGGACUGCGAACUUGGUGCUAUAGUAAACCGAGAUCUCUCGCGUCGUAUACGCACGGUGAAUGGUCUAACGUCCCACAAACAAAUAGUCAGACAUGACAUCAAGUUGAGUGCUAAAAUCGUGCACAAUCUGGACAGCAGAGUUGGUUUGUGGAACGAGGAGAGAAAAGACGAUAACACACUGACGAAACAGGAUGACGACAAUAAAGAAAAAAGUAUCCAAAAUGCAUUUGGAUUGUCGUCUAAAAAUCCAGUGUUGAAGAACAUAACCGACUAUCUGAUAGAAGAGGCAUCGGCCGAAGAAGAGGAAUUGUUAGGAAUGUCUGGUGACAAAGAAGAGGGUCAAUUAGGUGGUGACGGAGAUGGUCCAAUUGAAAGAGAUCCAUCACUCAUCAAGGUAUUAGACAGGCUGAUACUUUACCUGCGAAUAGUUCAUUCGGUCGAUUAUUACAAUCACUGUGAAUAUCCAAACGAGGACGAAAUGCCAAAUAGAUGUGGAAUAAUGCACGUUAGAGGAUCUCCUCCUACCGCUAAAGUGACCAUCACCGAAUUGUCCGAAUACUGUCGCAAUUUCGAGAGUAAAAUGGCAGCAUUCUUGCAGCCAGUUGCGACCUUGUCGCAAGAGGAGUACGACAAGUUGGGUGCUAAAAAUGCCGAAGCUGAAGUUGAAAAGUUCGUUCAAGCCAAUACCCAAGAACUGUCGAAGGACAAGUGGUUGUGCCCACUUAGCGGGAAAAAGUUCAAAGGGCCAGACUUCAUUCGGAAGCAUAUUUUCAACAAGCACGCGGAGAAAGUGGCAGAGGUGAAAGCGGAGGCGGAAUAUUUCAAUAAUUACUUGAGAGAUCCAAAGAGACCACAGCUACCCGAACAUCCGGGAAACAAAGCACCUCCGAGGGAGAGCAUACGCGAAGGUUUUACUCCUUAUGGAUGUGCCACAUUUGGAAACUACGGGCCUGGUUACGGUGGUAGCAGAGGAGGUUAUGGUUCGAGUUAUGGAACAGGAUUCAGUGGAGGAUUCGGAAUGCCGCGUUCCAACCGCGGUGGUUUUAAUCGAGGACGUGGCGGCGGAGGAGACUUUCGACCAGUGAUUCAUUACCGCGAUCUCGAUGCACCAAGAGAGCCGGAUGAAUUUCUCUAAACAACCUCCGAUGUAGACGAAAAUUCGAAGGGACGAGGGAAAUAUACAUUUGGAAGCGUUGAUCUUUGUGAAAGCAAUAUCGAGAUGUGCGUAUGAUAUAUCUGUGUAUAUAAAGAUAUGACAUAGAUAAGAUAUACAUAUAUAUACAGAACUUGUAUACAGGAUGAUUCUUAAAUGAAUGUCUAUACUUUGGGUAAAUCUGUACCGUAAAGUAAAAAAAAAAAAAAAAAAAAAAAUCGUCACACAGAUCUGUAUAUUCCGCAUGCAUUAGUUUUCAAAUU
Frieseomelitta varia is the source of this 3184-nucleotide messenger RNA. RefSeq names its product serrate RNA effector molecule homolog (gene Ars2). The transcript is spliced from 16 exons. Lineage: Eukaryota; Metazoa; Arthropoda; Insecta; Hymenoptera; Apidae. Gene Ontology annotation, molecular function: nucleic acid binding. Gene Ontology annotation, cellular component: nuclear body. The coding region runs from base 171 to 2903 and encodes 910 amino acids. Gene Ontology annotation, biological process: primary miRNA processing; mRNA processing. The record is from RefSeq and is a predicted model, not a curated record.